AUGACUCCCGCAUCUGAUCUUUGCAGUCUCUGCCACCUUAAUAAUGCUAAAAUAAGUCAAAAUGUCAAAGUGAGCGAGCACGAGAAAUUGAAAUGUCUCGGUGAUCAAGAAAUGCAUCUGCAAGAAGCAAAAUCAGAGCGGGAUUUUAUGAAAAGAAACGUUGCUGCAUGUAAAGAGGUGUUACAAGACAGCGUAAUCAACCUCUUGUCACCCAGGCCCAGUUGUUCAUUGAAAGGAACUAUACACUAUUCAGAUGAUUAUGCUCAACAAGUACACAUUCUCUCCAAUCCACAACAACCUGGGCCCAUUUACUUUAAAACACAGCGGAAAUGUGGCCUGUUUGGAAUAUGCUGUGAGGGAAUACCCAGACAAGUCAACUACCUAAUUGAUGAGGCAGUUGCUACAGGGAAGGGGGCCAAAGCAACAAUUAGCUAUGUCCAUGACUUUUUCAACUUUCACGGGGCUGGAGAAACAGACACAUAG
Molecule: messenger RNA, 483 nt
Organism: Porites lobata
Lineage: Eukaryota; Metazoa; Cnidaria; Anthozoa; Scleractinia; Poritidae
Source: the annotation of a GenBank genome assembly